AUGCGUACCUCAAUUUUGACUGCUGCCGCUCUCGGCGCGGGCUCUGUUGCUGCCACUGCCCUGAAGCCUCGAGCUGAUUUGCCCGCCGUCUCAGUCAAAGGCAACGCCUUCUUCGCCGGAGACGACCGCUUCUAUAUCCGCGGUGUCGACUAUCAGCCUGGUGGUUCUUCCGAUGUUGCGGAUCCCAUUGCCGAUACAGCAGGAUGUGCCAGAGACAUUGAAUACUUCAAGAAGCUGGGAAUCAACACGAUCCGUGUCUACACCGUCGACAACUCUGCAGACCACGAUGAGUGCAUGACCGCCUUGGCAGAUGCUGGCAUCUACCUCGUCCUCGAUGUCAAUACCCCCUUGUACUCAUUGAACCGUGCCAACCCCGGCCCUUCAUACAAUGCCGUUUAUCUGCAGAACAUUUUUGCAACCAUCGAUAAGUUCCAGAAGUACACCAACACUCUGGCUUUCUUCUCUGGUAAUGAGGUGAUUAAUGACCCAGAAACUUCAAUCACUGCUCCUUAUAUCAAGGCAGUUACCAGAGACAUCCGCCAGUACAUCCGCAACCGUGGAUACCGCACCAUCCCUGUCGGGUACUCGGCCGCUGAUGUCAGCGAGAACCGCAUGGAAAUGGCUCAAUACAUGAACUGCGGCACUGACGAUGAACGCUCGGAUUUCUUUGCAUUCAACGACUACUCCUGGUGCUCUCCCUCUAGUUUCACAGUUUCCGGAUGGGACCAAAAAGUCAAGAACUUCACCGGCUAUGGCCUUCCUAUUUUCCUGUCCGAGUAUGGUUGCAACACCAACACGCGUGAUUUUGGUGAGGUCGAGUCGCUAUACAGCACCGACAUGACUGGCGUUUACUCAGGUGGCCUGGUUUAUGAAUAUUCCCAGGAGCCUAGCAACUACGGCCUGGUCGAUCUCAGCGGUUCCACCCCCGAAGAACUACCCGAUUUCCAAGCUCUGGCUGAUCAGUUCGCCAAGACUCCCAAUCCCCAGGGUGACGGUGGUUACAGCAGCACCCAAGCCGUAUCUGACUGCCCAACUUUCUCUGAUCCUAACUGGCAGGUCGAGGGAAACAGUCUGCCAGCUAUCCCCGAUGGCGCGAAGAAGUAUAUGACAUCUGCCGAUGGUGCUGGUGCUGGCCCUGGUCUUUCUGGCCCUGGUUCUCAAAAUGCUGGUGGUGAAUCUACUGGAACUGCUACCGCCGGCAGUGGAGCUGCCACAAGGACUGGCGACUCUAGUUCAUCUUCGAACACCUCUAAUGCUGCUUCUGCAUUGAUCGCACCAGAAUGGUCGCUCGCUCCUUUGGUUUGCGGUGCCAUCACGGUAUUUUCUAUGCUCUUUGGAGCCUCCUUGUUGUAA
Molecule: messenger RNA, 1353 nt
Organism: Exophiala aquamarina CBS 119918
Lineage: Eukaryota; Fungi; Ascomycota; Eurotiomycetes; Chaetothyriales; Herpotrichiellaceae
Product: 1,3-beta-glucanosyltransferase gel1
Exons: 2
Coding region: 1-1353 (450 amino acids)
Biological process (GO): fungal-type cell wall (1->3)-beta-D-glucan biosynthetic process
Cellular component (GO): cytoplasm; fungal-type cell wall
Molecular function (GO): 1,3-beta-glucanosyltransferase activity
Source: RefSeq, a predicted model, not a curated record